UCAUGAGAACCCCGUGUCCUGGCUGCAGGUCUCGGCGCGGAAGAUGGCCGGCGGCGUGGACGGCCCCAUCGGGAUCCCGUUUCCCGACCACAGCAGCGACAUCCUGAGCGGGCUGAAUGAGCAGCGGACGCAGGGCCUGCUGUGCGACGUGGUGAUCUUGGUAGAGGGCCGCGAGUUCCCCACGCACCGCUCCGUACUGGCGGCUUGCAGCCAGUACUUCAAGAAGCUGUUCACGUCUGGCGCCGUGGUGGACCAGCAGAACGUGUACGAGAUAGACUUCGUCAGCGCGGACGCGCUCACCGCCCUCAUGGACUUCGCCUACACCGCCACGCUCACCGUCAGCACGGCCAACGUGGGCGACAUCCUGAGCGCCGCGCGCCUGCUGGAGAUCCCCGCCGUGAGCCAUGUGUGCGCCGACUUGCUGGACCGCCAGAUCCUGGCCGCCGACGGGGGCGGCGACACGGGGCAGCUGGACCUGGUGGAGCAGAUUGACCAGCGCAACCUCCUGCGCGCCAAGGAGUACCUGGAGUUCUUCCAGAGUAACCCCAUGAACAGCCUGCCCCCCGCUGCCGCCGCUGCAGCCGCCGCCGCAGGCACCUUCCCGUGGUCCGCCUUCAGCGCUCCCGAUGACGACCUGGACGCCACCAAGGAGGCUGUGGCGGCCGCCGUGGCAGCGGUGGCCGCAGGCGAUUGCAAUGGCCUGGACUUCUACGGGCCAGGGCCCCCUGCUGAGCGGCCCCCGGCAGGGGACGGGGACGAGGGGGACAGCAACCCGGGCCUGUGGCCGGAGCGGGACGAGGACGCCCCCGCGGCUGGCGGCCUCUUUCCACCCCCAGUGGCCCCGCCGGCGGCCACACAGAACGGCCACUAUGGCCGGGCCGGGGAAGAGGAGGUGACCUCCCUGUCGGAGGCGGCUCCCGAGCCCGGAGACUCCCCGGGCUUCCUGUCGGGCACCGCCGAGGGUGAGGACGGGGACACGGCGGACGUGGAUGGGCUGGCGGCCAGCACCCUGCUGCAGCAGAUGAUGUCCUCCGUGGGCCGGGCGGGGGCCUUGGCGGCCGGGGACAGCGACGAGGAGUCGCGGGCGGACGACAAGGGCGUCAUGGACUACUACCUGAAGUACUUCAGCGGCGCCCACGAAGGCGACGUGUACCCGGCGUGGUCGCAGAAGGGGGAGAAGAAGAUCCGCGCCAAGGCCUUCCAGAAGUGCCCGAUCUGCGAGAAGGUGAUCCAGGGCGCCGGCAAGCUGCCGCGGCACAUCCGCACGCACACGGGCGAGAAGCCCUACGAGUGUAACAUCUGCAAGGUCCGAUUCACCAGGCAGGACAAGCUGAAGGUGCACAUGAGGAAGCACACGGGCGAGAAGCCGUACCUGUGCCAGCAGUGCGGGGCGGCCUUCGCCCACAACUACGACCUGAAGAACCACAUGCGCGUGCACACGGGCCUGCGGCCCUACCAGUGCGACAGUUGCUGCAAGACCUUCGUGCGCUCCGACCACCUGCACAGACACCUCAAGAAGGACGGCUGCAACGGGGUGCCCUCACGCCGGGGCCGCAAGCCGCGUGCACGCGAGAAGCACUUUAAGGACGACGAGGAGGAGGACGAUGAGGCCACCAGCCCCGACGGCCCGGGCCGCCUGAAUGUAGCUGGAGCCGGCGGAGACGACGCUGCGGGGGGCCCCGGGGCGGCCGCCGCCCAGGCCCCCUUCACAGCCAGGCUCGCCUGAAACCAAAAAGAACAGAAACUCCGAGACCGAGAGGAGCCACCCCACCCCAGACACAAAGAAACCUAUCUACGUACAGAUAUCUAUCUAUCUAUCUAUCUAUCUAUAUAUAUAUAUACAGAUAUAUAUAUAUGACGUCACAGAACUAGGAUACUGCUUCUCAGAUUUGUCGCCUUCAUGAAGCCCCCUCCACAGGGCCCCUCCUGCCCCCAUGUCCCCCGCCCUGUCCGCUGGGGGGGUCUGGGCUUGGCAUGGGGUCUUGUGGGGCGCCCACUAUGGGCAGGGGGCCUGAUCCGAGCCUGGUUCUCCAGCCCUGGGCUCCAGGCUGGAUUGGGGUGACUGGGGGGGGGCGGGGCCAGGGCCAGCUCUCGUGCCCCUCCCCUCUGGGUUUCUGUGAGUCUUCAGACAAGACCUUAAAUGAUCUCUGUCUGCUCUGAGCGGACGCUAAAUGGUCCCUGGCCCCCCACCCUCCUUCCUCAGGGCACUUACUAAAGGGGGGGGUCUUCCCCUCAGUCCUCCCCACUGGCCUCCCGCCUCCCGCCCCGCCUGUGACCUCGCACCUCUGCACCCCUCGGCCGCCGAGACACAAACCUAUUUAUUCCCAGGCCUGGGGACGGGGGCAGGCUUGGGGGCUGCAGGGGGUUCCAGGGUGGCCCGGGCUCCCGCCACCUUCCUCCAUGGCACUUAAACCUGGCGGGAGCCUGGGACCACCACUCAGGGCUCCCCUACCCCCAGCCACCCGAGACCCCACAUUUGGAGAUUGCAAAUGUCUGUCUUGACCCCGUCCCCCCAAGCCCCUCCCCACUUUUUCAAGCACUUUUUAGAUUUUUUUUUCCUCCUGAAAAACAAAAUUUAUAUAUAGAUAUAAUAUAUA
Molecule: messenger RNA, 2597 nt
Organism: Dipodomys ordii (Ord's kangaroo rat)
Lineage: Eukaryota; Metazoa; Chordata; Mammalia; Rodentia; Heteromyidae
Gene: Zbtb7a
Product: zinc finger and BTB domain containing 7A
Exons: 3
Coding region: 44-1726 (560 amino acids)
Biological process (GO): regulation of transcription by RNA polymerase II
Molecular function (GO): DNA-binding transcription factor activity, RNA polymerase II-specific; protein binding; RNA polymerase II cis-regulatory region sequence-specific DNA binding
Source: RefSeq, a predicted model, not a curated record